AUGGCGACUUUAAAUGAAAAGAAGACCUGCAGUGAACGGAUGGAAAAUUUCCGUCGUUUUGUCUGGAAUCCAGAAACAAAGCUCUUCAUGGGAAGGUCCUUAAUUAACUGGGUCUGGAUCAGCCUCUACUACCUGGCUUUCUAUGUGGUGAUGUCGGGGCUGUUUGCACUCUCCAUUUAUUCUUUAAUGAGAACAAUUAAUCCAUACGAGCCGGAUUACCAAGACCAGCUGAAAUCCCCAGGUGUAACGUUACGACCUGACGUUUAUGGGGAUAGAGGACUACAAAUUUAUUAUAAUGUAUCCGACAACAAAACCUGGGAAGGUUUAGUGACAACUCUUCACACUUUUCUGACAGCGUAUACGCCAGCUGCUCAGCAUCUGAACAUCAACUGCACCAAUAACACAUACUUCAUCCAGGACACCUUUGAUGGCCCAAAUAAAACAAAACUAUCCUGCAAAUUUACCUCAGACAUGCUUCAAAACUGCUCUGGCAUCUCUGAUCCAACUUUUGGAUUUCCAGAAGGGAAACCCUGUUUUAUUAUAAAAAUGAACAGGAUUAUCAAGUUUUUCCCUGGCAAUGGCACUGCACCAAGGGUGAACUGCACAUAUGUGGUAAGGCCUCGCCCACUGGAGGUGGACUACUACCCCGUGAACGGUACCUUCAACCUGCACUACUUCCCCUACUAUGGCAAAAAGGCUCAGCCCAGCUACAGCAAUCCUCUGGUAGCUGUGAAAUUUCUGAACAUCACAAGGAAUACAGAACUUAAAAUAGUGUGCAAAAUCAUUGGAGCUGGAAUUACCUUUGAUAAUGCUCAUGAUCCAUAUGAAGGAAAAGUGGAAUUUAAACUGAAAAUAGAAGACUGA
Molecule: messenger RNA, 864 nt
Organism: Empidonax traillii (willow flycatcher)
Lineage: Eukaryota; Metazoa; Chordata; Aves; Passeriformes; Tyrannidae
Gene: ATP4B
Product: ATPase H+/K+ transporting subunit beta
Exons: 7
Coding region: 1-864 (287 amino acids)
Biological process (GO): intracellular sodium ion homeostasis; sodium ion export across plasma membrane; intracellular potassium ion homeostasis
Cellular component (GO): sodium:potassium-exchanging ATPase complex
Molecular function (GO): ATPase activator activity
Source: RefSeq, a predicted model, not a curated record